AUGUGUAUAAGAGACAGGGCAGAUAUUGCACAAGACAACUCACAAGAGUAUCCUACCGUCAAUUGCACCUACAUCUCAGGACAUACCUUCAGAUUUGGAAACUAUUCUGUAGAUUGUACUGCUACAGAUGCUGCAGGGAAUUACGCUGUUCACACAUUUCAUGUGGCAAUAAUAGACGAAGAAAUUCCCUCAUUUCUCAGUCAACCUGAAGACAUUCUAGUUGAAACGGAUCCCUGGCAACCGUAUGCACAUAUAGAUUGGGCUCUCCCAAGCGUGUUCGAUAACUCCAUGGAAGAAGUGUUCAUCAAUUCUACUCAUCAUCCUAACACGACAUUUCCUAUCGGAGUAACCACAGUUACCUAUUGGGCAUUCGACUUAUUCAAGAACGUCAAUACAUUUUCAUUCAAUAUAACUGUAAUAGAUAUGGAAUAUCCGGUAUUCUACAACUUAACUCAAAAUAUAAGUGUUCUGACUGAGGAGCGUGUACAUUAUGCGCAUGUCAGCUGGGAUAUUGUUGAUGUAUGGGACAAUUCUGGUGAACCGCUAAAUAUUACGUCAGACUAUCAUCCCGGCGAUAUAUUCUAUGUCGGCGAAACAUGGGUGACAUAUACAGCUAUUGACAAAUCAGGAAAUAUCGAUAUGUAUUCUUUUAGUAUUCUUGUCAUAGACAAAGAACUCCCAGAGGUUAUAUACUGCCCUCCCGAUAUAACCAUUGAGACAUGGUACCGGUCUCCUUAUGUUAACGUAACAUGGACGUCACCAAAUAUCACAGACAAUGUUGGUGUUUUAGAAAUCGUAUCGAACUACCAUUCAGGAUAUGUGUUCCACCUCGGAGUAACAACAGUUGUCUACAAUGCAACAGACACAGCUUUUAACUUUAACCAUUGCCAUUUUAAUAUAACUGUUAUAGAUGUUGAGAAGCCCUACUUUGAAAAUUGUUCCUUGGACAUUGCGGUACCAAACAUUCCCGGAUCAGCAUAUUCUAAUGUAACUUGGACAAUACCGACAGCCUACGAUAACUCUCAAAUCCCUCCUCAUGUUACCUCGGACGCUGAUUCCGGUGAUGUCUUUCCACUGUACGAUACUAUUGUAACAUAUACAGCAGUCGAUGAAAGUAACAAUGUCGAGUUGUGCCGUUUCAAAGUCACUGAUAAUAGGUACGCAAUUAAUGUUGAUUUACCGUAUUUUACCAAUUUCACCGAUGAUGUUCAAGUAUUCCUCGACUCAAUUCAUUCAAACGUAACAGUUGAUUGGGACCCACCAUAUCCGGCCGACAAUUCGGGAGUAUUACCCCUCCUUGAAUCAACUCAUCAACCUGGGGAUACGUUCCAAGUCGGCGUUACUAUGGUAACGUAUACAGCUACUGACGAAACAGGAAACACGAUGAUACACACAUUUACAGUCAAGAUACGAGUUGCCUUUACAGAUCUAAAGACAAUUUUAUUCAACGGAACAGACGAUGUGGACAUUUUACAAGUAUCAGCCAUUGCCGUUGACAGAGGAAAAGGCCGCGAUCUUACUGACAACGAAAUCGACGAUUUAGAAGUAAUGUUGCUAUCAAUGUCAUCAGCGUCUGAGGAUGUAGGGAAUAGGGAGCCAAAGGUUAUGACAGAGGAAAUAAUUAACGUGACAACUACAGUUAUCGAUCGCAAAAAGAACAUGGUUCAUCAGAUUGAUCUAGUUUUAGCAUCCGAGAUUCUUUUAAAGGAAAUCGUGACAAGGCAAACAAACACAACCUUGAAAAAAUCAUCUAAAACAGUUGCAUCUAACAUCGAACCAGUGGAGAAUGCAAUUUGGUCUUUCCAUUUUCAGGCCAAAGAAAAGAAGUUGGACUCAUCGAGGGACAAUUCCAAAAAAGCUAAAAAUAAUGCCAAAGGAUUUGUGAGAGUAGAUCCAAGCUCGGCAAAAAAUGUUCCAGAAAGUGCAGCGAUUAUCGUAACAUAUUAUGACAAAGUACUCUUUGAAGAAAGUGAAGGAGAUGAGAAAUCGGAUGUAACUUUCCAACCAGAAGC
Molecule: messenger RNA, 2012 nt
Organism: Anneissia japonica
Lineage: Eukaryota; Metazoa; Echinodermata; Crinoidea; Comatulida; Comatulidae
Product: hyalin-like
Exons: 12
Source: RefSeq, a predicted model, not a curated record